UGUAUAUAUCUGCCACUCCUCCUCCCUCUCACUGUCGAGGUUGAUUUGGAUGGAUAGAAGCAGCAGCAGAAGGUGUUGAGCUCCCAUGUCUUCAAUCUGAUCUGAUUCUUCCUGCAGCUGCUUCUUAUUGGGCUUUCACACAGCUCUUCUCCUGGGAUCCUGGUAAGUCUUGUUCCUGAUCUUUAGCUUGAACCAGAACUCAUCAUCAGCUGUUUGCAGCUAUUAGCCUUCAACUUUGAUGAGCGAGAUUAGGAGCAACCACACCACCAGUUGUGGACCUCGGGAUUCAUAACUAGGACAGAUAGUUGUCAGCUGUUAGCAUGGUGGGAAGGAUGAGAUGUGAGGACAGUGACUGGUCGACCACUUCAUAGUACUUCCACAGUAGCAUAAAUGCCAUUCCUGUUGCUUGCAGUCAUGGAUUUUUAAGGUUAGCUAAUGGAUUUGAACUCCAACAACAGAGAAGAUGAGAUUAAAACAGAUGAGGAGAAGUGGCAGAAUUGAGGUGCCAAGAGCGAAAUCUUGAGUAGGUUGAGGCUUAGUAUGGUAGAGCACAGAGGGUGGUACAGCUUUAGUCAACAUGGGCUCUUGUCUUAUUGGUCUAUGCCCUCCCUAAGUUUUCAGACCUGUGGGGAAAUGGAGAAGGUUCAGUGCAUCAAUGGCAGAUCCAAAUAAACAAAUUGAGGAAGAGAGACAGGAAGACAGGUGCAACAGAAUUGGAGGAGGCAGCAAGACCAUUUUGUCAAAGCUUGAGUUCAUUCUCAUGGAUCUCGUUGACUUUGAAACUUGUCCUGUCUAACACAUGACUAACACUGGACUGUGUUCUCCAAACCAGAAGAGCAGAUAGAAGAGGAGGAGGAAGAAGAAGAAGAAGAUGAUGAUGACAGAAGUGGUCGAUCACAAACGACGAGGCCACGAUGGCUUUGUUCUUGGCAACUUGAGUGGAGAAAAGAGGCUCAAAGCUGCCGUCUCUCCCAAGGUCAAGAUUGGUGUCCAGGAGAAGAAGGACAAGAUCGGAGAGCGAGUGUCGAAGCUGCAACAGCUGGUCUCGCCUUUCGGAAAGUCGGACACAGCAUCUGUUCUUUCCGAGGCCACUGCCUACAUCAAAUUCUUGCAUGAUCAACUCCAGGUGCUGAGCGCUCCUUAUCUGCAGACGACAGUGACGGGGGAGAUGGAGGAAGGUGAGCAUCACAGCCUAAGAAGCCGUGGCCUCUGUCUCGUGCCGGUCGCCUCCACACGCAGAAUCGCUCAAAGCAAUGGCGCCGAUCUAUGGGCGCCGGUGAACUCAAACAGAUCACCAUAAACUACAACAGUGUGAUCUUAAUAUCGGUGACUGCAUCUGCAGGUUGAGGAAACAUCUUCUCCAGAGCCGGGAAGUGGUGUCGACUUGUUUGCUUGAUUGAGAUUCUAACUCCAAUUCAUUUCCUCUUCGGACCUGAUAAUUCCAUUACAGUGUCACUCAAUUCAGUGUUGCUCAGAUAUAUUACACCUGUUUGUAUAUGCCAUGAUGGUGCCUCUCACUGGAUGCUGGAAGCAGCUGCAUGCACUUCUAGGAAGAUUAGCUCAAGUAGAAGCUGUGAGAUUGCAUAGAGCCCUAUAGUUUGCAGAUUUCACUGCAACUGGAGAUCUGAACAAUUGCAUGAUAAAAGGAUGUUAUGAUUUCUGUAUUGCUAGUAAGAAAAGCUCAUGUCACAUUUAGUGCACAUGGUUCUUCUGAGAAGGCAGUACAGUCUGCCAUGGAUCAAACCAAAUGCUAGAGAUGAAGGCACUUCUUGUUA
This is a messenger RNA of Musa acuminata AAA Group (dessert banana), 1775 nucleotides long. Its product is annotated as transcription factor bHLH153-like. The transcript is spliced from 5 exons. The coding region runs from base 872 to 1300 and encodes 142 amino acids. The record is from RefSeq and is a predicted model, not a curated record. NCBI's taxonomy places the organism in Eukaryota, Viridiplantae, Streptophyta, Magnoliopsida, Zingiberales, Musaceae. Gene Ontology annotation, cellular component: nucleus. Gene Ontology annotation, biological process: regulation of transcription by RNA polymerase II. Gene Ontology annotation, molecular function: RNA polymerase II cis-regulatory region sequence-specific DNA binding; DNA-binding transcription factor activity, RNA polymerase II-specific; protein dimerization activity.